AUGCCUUUCAGGCACUUGCACUUGCGGGUGAAGCCACAGCCAUCCACAGCUUCCGGCGCGGAAAAACCGUGUGAAAAACCCAUGCCGAGCGGCAUGCCUAGAGACCCCGGCAUGGCGAUGGCAGAGGGCCCGCCCAGCGGAUAUGAGCCAUGCCAGGGCAACGAGCGUGGCGGCGGAUCCAUGGCGGCCGUAUCUCAGCUCUUCACCCGUCUCGCACAGGAAAUUGAGGAGCAGAAACCUAAGAACUGCAUCCAUUUCGUGGUGGAUUUCCUGUGCAAGCACUAUCCUGAACACUUGCAUGGUUUCGCUUCAAUCUGGCAGAUGGACCCAGACCUGGAGCGAGAACGGCACGAGGUGGUGAAUUUCUUCAAGGCGCACAAGAUCUCCACCGCCGUGGCAGCGCACUUCACCAACGCAGGGUAUGAUACUUUGGAUACCUUGACCACCUUAUCUCCCGACAGUUUGGUUGAUGUGGAGGCCUUCAAUAACGUGAAGUGGCUCCCAGGUCACAAGGUGCGAUUGCAGCAGAUCUUCAGUGAGAUCUCAGCUCGCGUUCGGGCGUACCGCCAGCAAUAUGGAGAGGGUGCCCGACAACCACGUCGCCACCAGCCUCAACAGGGGCAGCAUCAUCACGCGCAUGCUGAGAGAAGGUACGACUCGGACCAUGGUUUUCACCAUCAUGCGGGGGCCCAUCAUGACAGCUAUCAGCCCCGGAACCACUCCCCGCCGCGUCACGAAGUGCAUAGCUAUGCGCACGGACAUGCGGCGCUGUCGCAUCACGCUCAGGCCCCCCAGCACGACCAGCGACACGUGGCCUUUGCCGGUGGCUUCAGCGGUGGUUACAAUGGUGGUUUCGCUCCACCACAAGCAGUGGCUCCGUCCAUGGCGCCCUGUCCAGUCACGGUGACUGCAGCACCAUGCCACGGCGGUGUCAUGGCGCCGGUGCCGAUGGCGGGGAGCGGCCUGGUGCCAUGUGGCGGCAGUGUACACGGAGGAGAGAGUGGCCACACAUCUCCCGUACGUCGUGCAGCGCCAGCGAUGAUGCCGGCAGGCGCCGCGGUAGUACGUCCCAUGGAAGGGGGGAUGAAGCUGCAGCCGGGCUUGACCCCGUCACCCAACAUCUUCUUGUCCAAUCCGGGGCUACUUCCUCCAGGAUGAGGACCUUGCGAAAGCUCCGCGGCGCCAGCGAGUUUGCGGUGUCAGAAGCAGAUGCAUUUUACCAAC
Molecule: messenger RNA, 1224 nt
Organism: Cladocopium goreaui
Lineage: Eukaryota; Dinophyceae; Suessiales; Symbiodiniaceae
Source: the annotation of a GenBank genome assembly